GAUGGCACUUUCUUAUGACUUUCAGAGAAAUUCAAAAGAAAAUGCAUCUCUUCACCUAAAUCAGUUUUGCUAACUCUUCACAUUAAUCUGAAACCUCCAUUUUAUUCUCUAAUUCUUGAAUGGGAAAAGACGAUCAUAAUUGGUGUCCAUUUUUAUUUCCCUCCGCCGAGUAUGGCUCUCCGUCCUCUCCUCCGUCAUCGCCGCCGUCAUCAGAAUCAGAUCCCUCAUCAUCGCCGCCAUCUGAUUCCUACACUCAUUCUUCCUCUUACUAUUCUUGUCGCUCUUCGCCGAGUAUUAAUUAUGCCCCUACUGAAGAAAGUAGCGUUGAAAGAGUCUCUCAAGCCAGCAGAUUUCUCCAGCUAAACCAUGAAACAUCGGCAGCGACCACAGAUAUCUCAAUAGGCACUAUUUCUGAGCAGGCCACUUCAGCUACAUCUGCUGGCCACAAGAAAAAAAACCAAAAGUGCAAGUUCAUUGGAUGUUCAAAAGGAGCAAGGGGGGCAUCAGACUUUUGCAAGGCCCAUGGUGGGGGAAGGAGGUGUCAACAUUUGGGUUGCACAAAAAGUGCAGAGGGGAUGACAGAUCUUUGCAUAGCCCAUGGUGGUGGCCGGAGAUGUGGGUUUCCUAGAGGGUGCACAAGGCUGCACGAGGCAAGUCGGGGCUUUGCAUUAGGCAUGGUGGUGGGUAGAGAUGUAUGGUUGAUGGCUGUACAUGAAGUGCAGGAGGACAUAUUUAAGGCUUUGGAUGAAGCAAUAGUGGCAUUGGCGGCAGUGGCAAUGGUUUUUGUUAAUUGUGUUUUAAUUAGUAAUUUGAUUUAUGUUUUUUUUUUUAUAAUUGGAAAAGAGGAGCAUUUAUUGGAGGAAUUGAAUCCAAGACUUUAACAGUUUGGUACUCCCUCCGGUUCG
Molecule: messenger RNA, 905 nt
Organism: Mercurialis annua (annual mercury)
Lineage: Eukaryota; Viridiplantae; Streptophyta; Magnoliopsida; Malpighiales; Euphorbiaceae
Product: probable WRKY transcription factor 19
Exons: 2
Coding region: 120-881 (253 amino acids)
Source: RefSeq, a predicted model, not a curated record